CUCAAAACUCACAAACAUGGCGUCGCAGAGUGAGGGUGGAGGAAAAGACGAAGUAAAAGAGGAGUUUACAACUCGAGAAGGAACUUAUAAAUUAAUGCAAUGGUCCGAAUACACAAAACCCACUCGCGUGCCAUUCAACGGACAAUCAAACACUCCCGUCAGGGCCUCAUUCAUAAAUGUCGGCGAUGAUCCUUCGCCCGAUAGAAUAUGUUUUAAUAUUGGCAGAGAGCUGUACUUCUAUGUUUACAAAGGUGUUAAAAAGGCUGCAGAUCUUACAAAACCAGUCGACAAACGAUUGUACAAAGGGACUUUCCCAACUUGCCAUGACUUCAACAAAAUCUUGGUGACCAGCGAGUCUGUGCGACUGUUAGUAGGUUUCACCGCUGGACAGAUACAGCUGAUUGACCCCAUCAAAAAAGAGCUUGGAAGGCUUUACAACGAAGAGAGAUUGAUAGACAAAUCUAAAGUGACCUGUAUCAAAUGGAUUCCAGGUCAGCCUAACCAAUUUCUUGUGUCCCAUGCCAGUGGCCAGCUCUAUGUGUACAAUGAAGAACUCCCUUGUGGCCCCACUCCUCCGAACUAUCAACCAUUUAAACAAGGAGAGGGGUACUCUAUACACACUUGUAAAACAAAAAGUACCCGCAAUCCAUUGUACCGAUGGGUGAUAGGACAAGGUGCAAUAAAUGAAUUUGCAUUCUCUCCUUGUGCUAAGUAUUUAGCAGUUGUAAGUCAGGAUGGAUUUCUCAGAGUCUUUCAUUAUGAUUCUAUGGAACUUUUAGGCACAAUGAGAAGUUACUUUGGUGGACUCCUUUGUGUGUGCUGGGCACCUGAUUCCAAGUUUAUUGUGACUGGAGGAGAAGAUGACUUGGUAACUGUGUGGUCUUUCUUUGAUAAAAGGGUUGUGUGUCGAGGACAAGGACAUAGGUCAUGGGUCAAUGUUGUGGCUUUUGACCCAUACACCUCAAUUAUCAACAGUGACAGCAGUGAUCUGCUAAAUGGUACAAAAUUAGAAGAUAUUAAAGCAACUGUUGCCAAUGGCAGCCAGUCUAAUCACCAGAGAAACUCAGCUGAGCUUUCCCAGAAUUCUGUACAGAGUCAAGGGUCAAGUAUCACAACUUAUAGGUUUGGAUCUGUUGGACAAGACACAAUGUUGUGCUUGUGGGAUUUAACAGAGGAUGUGAUCCGACAAGCAGUUAAUACAAGAACAAGGACCAGCAUACUAAUAUCCAAUCCAAAUUCUGUGUCAGCAACCUUACCUCGUUGUAACAGUGUCCAAAAAACAAACUCACUAGUGGGCAAUGAUGUUUCUAUGGACGGCAAUGCACAUCCAGUUGGAAAUUCUGUGAUGGCUAAUUCAACACAUCGGUUUGCAACCCUUUCAUUAGGGGAGAGAAAGGAAAUUACAGAAAAGAAAGAACACAAGAGAAAUUUUAGCUUAUCUAGUAAAUCUAGUGAGAAAAACAAUGUGCUUAAGUCAAAUCAUGUGAAACAUGUAGACGAAUCAAUUAAAGUGUUAGGAACAUGCUCUUGUCCUCGCUUAGAAGAAGUUCCAUUACUCGAACCUUUAGUGUGUAAGAAAAUCUCUAGUGAACGAUUAACUGAAUUAGCUUUCCGAGAGGAAUGCAUUGUAACGGCCUGCCAGGAAGGAAUAGUAAAUACCUGGGCACGUCCUGGAAAAGUGGCCCUGACACAGCAUACAGCCCUUAGUCCACAGACUUCAACUGGAGGUACUAUUGUUUAAUUCUAAAUGUACCCUGUUCAAUGAAGACAUGAUGACUACCCCUCUUUGACCUCCAUUUUGUUGUAUCAUUACCCAACUCCUGCUGUGCCACUGAAGGGCAGAAAAACCAGUCCAAAGAACCAGUUUCAUCUUCCUGCUGGUCACAUGACUUCCUCACACAUAUCAAGACCCCAAUCACCUGACCACAUCAACUCUGAUGCUUCCAGUAUUCACCAUAACGAUAACAUAUUGUAGACCUGACCUUGCAUUUUCUGCAUCCAACUCAUGCAGCUAAAGAAAAAAAAAUGUAUUGCAUAAUUUAUAGUGCUGUAAUAUGUCAUUGUUUUCUUUGUGCUUAAAAAUUAUCUUGACCAACAAUCUUAUGUAUUUCUAUGUGUUUGUGUGCACAAAUAUUUUUCAACGUGUUCAUUGGAUCUGAAAUUUUUUGUCUAGCGUUUCAUUAAUUGAAAUUAAAUUGAUGUUUCAUUAUUCCUUCUUGAAAUAACUGCAUUUCCUGAAUUCAUAUAAAUG
Saccostrea echinata is the source of this 2251-nucleotide messenger RNA. RefSeq names its product WD repeat-containing protein 20-like. Bases 17 to 1741 code for a protein of 574 amino acids. The transcript is spliced from 5 exons. The record is from RefSeq and is a predicted model, not a curated record. Lineage: Eukaryota; Metazoa; Mollusca; Bivalvia; Ostreida; Ostreidae. Gene Ontology annotation, molecular function: protein binding.